GAGACAGAGACAGAGUCAGAGCCGACAGUUGGGUCCGAGCUACGCUCAGUCGACAAUACAAACCUGAACCUGAAAGAUCAAAUCGCGGGGUCUGCAGCGCGUCGAGUGGCAGUGAACUUGGAAGUACUGCGAGUGAUACCAGAGGGGCAUAGUUACUGGAAAGUAGUGCCCAUAUUACUAUACGAUACCAAUUUAUGCGCCUGUUGCACACAAAUUAAAUUGAAAGUAAACGAUUUAUUUUAUAUUCGUAUUUCACAUUAUUGAUUGUGCUGUCAAUUGUGGAAAAUUGUUUGAAAGCAAACGCGGAAACGUCAGUUUAUUUUAGCAAAUAUCGCAUAACAAAUUCAAAUACAAUUUGUGUAAAUCAUAAAUAAACAAUAACGUGUGUGCCGAGAUAAAAAUACAAUUUUAUUACACUUCACAAAAAUGUUAAAGGUCAGAGGAGAUAUGAAAGGCAAAACAAUGCUGUUACUUAUAACAGUAUUCAAUGCGUACGCGACCGUGGCAGACGGACAAUCCUAUCUGCUUACCUUGGAGAACGUUCUUACACGACAAUUGCAAUAUAAUCUAACGUCUGUUAACGGUACAUCGGAACCAGAUCUGUUUGGCGAACAAUUGGAUAAUAAUACCCGAAUAUUUGUCUACAAAAAUAUCGUCGAGUCGAGCAACGAGUUGUCGCAAACGGCAAUGGAUGUGAUCACCAUAGUUUGGUAUGUGGCAACGUUUUUGGCAUUGGCUGCCUUCUUUAUGCUGAUGGCCUGUUCGGAUAGACGUUGUCGCAGUCGGCCAACCAGUGCCACGCCCACUGAGCAACAGCGUGCACCGCCCACGCCGUCACCAUCGUACAGCGAAUUCGCGCCGCCCAGCUAUGAUACGGUUAUCAAGAUGCAGCAUGCGGCCAAGACGAGCAUCUUUGUGAUUCCCUUCAACAAUGAGAAUAAGACAAAUGAUGAUUCAAACACAUCGCCAGUCUCCGCCGAUCCCGCCAGUGUAUAUACAAUUGAUGAGCGGCAAAAGACGAACAAGUGAAUUUGGCCAAAAUGAUUUCGCCAGUUGAUCUAUAAAAACUACUCUGUGAUAAUUGCUGUGCGUGCACUUGGUGCCAAUCAAAAUGUCGUCGUUUUUACCAAAACGAAACGUUCUUCGGCUAUUUUGUUGUACAGUGAAAAAAAGUAUUUUUAAAAUGUAUUGUAGCAAUCAUAAUUAUUAAGUUAUAUGCCAUAUGUUUAAUUGAUAUGUCAAAACGCAUUUGAAAUGCUUUAAAAGACUGAUGGAUUAAAUAUGAUUACAUAUUUUGUAAUAGUCAAUUUAAUUUUUUUCUGCCUUUUCAAUUGCAAGUAUUGUCAAGUGAAUAUAGCAAUAAAAUUAAUCAAAUAUGUAUUUUACACUCAAAAUG
Messenger RNA from Drosophila innubila, 1396 nucleotides. RefSeq lists its product as uncharacterized. The transcript has 3 exons. The record is from RefSeq and is a predicted model, not a curated record. Lineage: Eukaryota; Metazoa; Arthropoda; Insecta; Diptera; Drosophilidae. Bases 427 to 1029 code for a protein of 200 amino acids.